Molecule: messenger RNA, 1164 nt
Organism: Rhagoletis pomonella (apple maggot)
Lineage: Eukaryota; Metazoa; Arthropoda; Insecta; Diptera; Tephritidae
Product: tricarboxylate transport protein B, mitochondrial-like
Exons: 3
Coding region: 7-777 (256 amino acids)
Biological process (GO): mitochondrial citrate transmembrane transport
Source: RefSeq, a predicted model, not a curated record
CAAAAGAUGUACAACGGUGUGCUGGAUUGUUUUAGGAAGACCACCAAGCAAUAUGGCUUCCGGGGACUCUACCGCGGAAUGAGUGCCCUACUUUAUGGUAGCAUACCAAAAACCGCAGUAUGCUUUGGCUCAUUUGAAUUUUUCAAGUCUUAUCUAGUCGACGAGAAUAAAAUAUUAUCAACGUACAAUAGCUUCCUAUGUGGCUUUGCGACUGGAAUUGUGGAAUCUAUCCUUGUCACAACACCGAUGGAAACCUUGAAAGUGAAACUAAUAAAUGAUCGACGCAGUAAAAAAUCACAGUAUCGUAGCUUUUUUCAUGCUGCUCGUGUCAUUUUAAAAACGGAUGGUUUUCGUGGCAUUUACAUGGGCCUUACACCCACACUACUCCGACAAUGCUCAAAUCAUGCAAUACGAUUUCCAGUGAUGGAGACAUUCAAGAAUUAUUACAAAGGUGAUAAUCCCACGCGGAAACCGCCGAAAUGGAUGGUGGCUGUGUUUGGAUUGCUAGCAGGCGGCAGUGCAGUAUUGGUGAAUACACCUGUCGAUACAUUAAAAACGCGCAUGCAAGGAUUAGAAGCAGCUAAAUAUAAAAAUACUCUAGAUUGUGUAUCCAAAAUAUAUCAUAUCGAAGGCGUAUUAGCUUUUUAUAAAGGUAUGAUACCAAGGUUCAUACGUUUGUCAAUGCAAGCUUGUUGCAUUUUUACACUAUACGAGGUGUAUACGGAAGCUUUUGAUAAAUUAGAUGCAUAUUUGAAUGAAAAUAAUGCCAAGAGUUGAUUUGAUGAUUUGAUGGCACUGGAUGUUAGAAAUCUCAUACUCAUACUCAUAAAUUUGUAAAGUCUGUUUUUAUGUACUCAGUAGAACGGUACGAAUACUCCCUAUUGUGCCAUACUCUUUUGUAUUUGGAAUGUAUCUUUGUAUAUCCUUCUAAACGAGCGAUAAGGGAAUUAAAAUAAAAAUAUAAUUCUAAAAACCUCCUAAGCGAGCAAUUGUUGGACACGGACACUUAUCGCUGAAAGAGGAAAAAGUGUUAGAGCACGGUAACCCACGAACGUGCACGCAGGGUACCGUAGAAGUGUGUAGAAACAUAUCAAAUCUGUGACUAUAUCAUUUUCUUUAUAAUUACCUUUAUUUUAAUCUUUCUUUCUUUAUCUUCAUCUUUAC